Messenger RNA from Nematolebias whitei (Rio pearlfish), 2361 nucleotides. It is a transcript of the gene vps26b, whose product is annotated as VPS26, retromer complex component B. The record is from RefSeq and is a predicted model, not a curated record. The transcript is spliced from 6 exons. Bases 497 to 1498 code for a protein of 333 amino acids. Gene Ontology annotation, cellular component: retromer complex; endosome. Gene Ontology annotation, biological process: intracellular protein transport; retrograde transport, endosome to Golgi. NCBI's taxonomy places the organism in Eukaryota, Metazoa, Chordata, Actinopteri, Cyprinodontiformes, Rivulidae.
AUGUAGUUACGCAAUUACAAGUAGCACAAGCUAAUGUUACGUUUUGGCCGUUUGAGAAUCAUUGCUGUCUCUCUCCGUCGGUGUUUAAAAAUGUAAGAUAAAUCAACCUUGAGACAGUCGCGCUUUCCGUCACUUAUUGUCACAGAAACUUCAAUGUAAGUUCAAAAGAGAAGAAAAAAAAGGGGAAACGGCUAAUUUUGCUAACAGACAUUUUCAUGCGCGUUUUCGUUUUACCAUCGCCGUGCUCGCUUUGUCGUUGAAUGGACAUGUAGCUAAAGUAUUUUUGUUUCUCAUUAUUUUUUGUUAAAUAUAACGACUUUUCCAGACUAAUACCUGCUCACUGACAGAGCAGAGCACUCGCAGCCUGUAGGCCUUCGUCUGUUUAUUUUUUUUCGUUUGAAACAGGCUCUUCAGUUUGCGAACAGACAAGAGGACCCCACGAUAAGAUUAACGAUAAGAGUUUUCUUUCUUCUUUUUUUUAAACUGUAGCGUUAUAAUGAGUUUCUUUAGUUUUGGUCAAAGUGCAGAAAUUGAUGUAGUCCUCAGUGACGCUGAAACGAGGAAGAAGGCUGAACACAAGAGCGAAGAUGGAAAGAAAGACAAAUACUUUCUUUUCUACGACGGCGAGACGGUCAGUGGGAAGGUGAAUGUCACUCUGAAGAACCCAGGCAAGAGGCUGGAGCACCACGGCAUCAAAAUAGAGUUUGUCGGCCAAAUAGAGCUGUAUUAUGACCGAGGAAACCACCAUGAAUUUGUUUCUCUGGUGAAGGACCUUGCGAGACCUGGUGAAAUAACCCAAUCCCAGACCUACGACUUCGAGUUCACCCAUGUUGAGAAACCCUACGAGUCCUACACGGGCCAGAACGUCAAGCUAAGGUAUUUCCUUCGUGCCACGGUGAUAAGGAGACUAAAUGACAUUACUAAAGAGAUGGACAUCGUGGUCCACACGCUGAGCACCUACCCUGAACUCAACUCCUCCAUCAAGAUGGAAGUUGGCAUCGAGGACUGCCUCCACAUUGAGUUUGAGUAUAAUAAAUCCAAGUACCAUUUGAAGGACGUAAUUGUGGGAAAAAUCUACUUCCUGCUGGUGAGGAUUAAAAUCAAGCACAUGGAGAUCGACAUCAUCAAGCGUGAGACGACGGGCACCGGUCCGAGUGUCUACCACGAAAACGACACCAUCGCGAAGUACGAGAUCAUGGACGGAGCGCCGGUCAGAGGCGAGUCCAUUCCCAUCCGGUUGUUUCUGGCCGGUUACGAUCUGACUCCCACCAUGAGAGAAAUCAACAAGAAGUUCUCUGUGCGCUACUACCUGAACCUGGUGCUGAUCGACGAGGAGGAGAGGCGCUACUUCAAACAGCAGGAAAUCACACUGUGGAGGAAAGGAGACGUGGUGAGGAAGAGCAUGUCCCACCAGGCCGCCAUCGCCUCGCAGCGGUUCGAGGGUUCGGCUGCUUCAGAGAGCGCCCUGGAACAGGCGGCGAAGGAGGAGAGCGGGUAGAGCCGCCCUCCCUCUCCCCUCCGCUCGCCAGCGUCUGCUCGGCACGCGGGCUCACCUGUCAGCUGCGCAAACACCUGGCGAGGCAGCUGUCGUUCGUAGCCGCCGCUGGUAAAAUGGAGGAAGAAGGGAAACAAACGCGCGCACUAAAAACCGAGCAAACUGAAACAGAUUGCAUGAGGCGUUCAGAGCGGCUCCGGGCUGCUGCUCCUGUCCUCCCUCAUCAUUUUAUUUUCUGUACAGGAACUAAUCCGAUCACCUGUCGCAGCGUCUGCUGAUUGAAUCACGUGAAGUUCGUACUUUUUUGUUUGUUUGUUUCAUUCUAAUUCUUUGGGCGUGAAUUUAUUUUCCGGUCCUUUUUAUUAUUUUUUUGGCAUUCCACACUUAUUAAACACAUUCCCAUCACUGUUAAAGUCAAAAAUUAGCAUCAACUUUGCACUGCUUGAACAUUUGUUUCCUCUUUGUGUCUUUACACAAAAAAAAGAGAACGUUUGAAGUAAAAACUGGAAUCUCUUGUUCCUGUUUGGGCCAGAGAGCUGAAGUAUUAUCACCCACGUUUUUAAAACUAAACCGUGUAAAUAAGACCAGUCCAACUUGUUCUGUUCCAGCUUGUAUAGGAUGACUAUCCAGUCCUCGUGCUUCGCCUCAGCAUUCCAGCGGCAUUCAGAGAGGAUGUCGGUGUUUGUGUUAAGAUCUAACCGUGCGGAUGCAGUCGUCUUUCUUCUUUAGACUUGACAGUUGUGCCUACGUGUAUUAAUUAAUGAAGAUCUUCCUGCCUCUAACAUGAUUUUAGUCUUUUAACCAGAGAAAAAUGAAAGUAGAAUUAUCUAUCUUUUGCAAAAUGCUUAUCGAUUUAUUCCUUGUUC